Lucilia cuprina (Australian sheep blowfly) is the source of this 7236-nucleotide messenger RNA. It is a transcript of the gene Rab3-GEF, whose product is annotated as MAP kinase-activating death domain protein. Gene Ontology annotation, cellular component: cytosol. Gene Ontology annotation, biological process: regulation of Rab protein signal transduction; regulation of apoptotic process. Lineage: Eukaryota; Metazoa; Arthropoda; Insecta; Diptera; Calliphoridae. Gene Ontology annotation, molecular function: guanyl-nucleotide exchange factor activity. Bases 1 to 6366 code for a protein of 2121 amino acids. The record is from RefSeq and is a predicted model, not a curated record. The transcript has 22 exons.
AUGGAAAUACAAGGACAACAUUGUAAUAAAAUCCCCGAACUUUUAAGACGUUAUCCACCCUCGGAUCAUGCCGAUUUCCCCUUACCCCUCGAUAUGGUAUAUUUUUGUCAACCCGAAGGUUGUACCAGUGUUGGUCCUCGAAGAACUGGCUCAGCAAUUCGAGAUAUGACAUCAUUUGUAUUCGCCUUAACCGAUAAAGAUUCCGGAAAAACGCGAUACGGUAUAUGUGUUAAUUUCUAUAGACCCGUGGAGAAACAUACGCCCAGUGUAGAGAAAGCCCAAACACAUAAUGUAGCAGCCACAGCCCAAAGUACACGGGGUCGUAGGAGUUCGGCAUUUCGCCGAGAAUCAUGGCGUAAAAGUAUGGAGCGAAGUUCAGAUUCGGCAUUUAGUAGUUACGGCCUUCUAACUUCUUCUAGCGACUACAGAAGUAACGUCGCACCAAGUGAUUCUGAUCGUGAAAUGACUUCUCGUAGAGAUUCCGAUACCCAACAUCAUGUUUCACAUCAUGGUCACAAUAUGCAACAGGUACCGAAAUUGGGUCUAAUGGCACCUUCAGCUGACUCUGAAUCGGGUGGCAGUCAUUCACCCUCACCGCGGGCCUCUAGGAAACGUACAAAAUUAAGAAAUCAAUCACUGACUUCAUUGUGUAUAAUAUCACAUCAUCCUUUCUUCACCACAUUUCGUGAAUGUUUAUUUAUAUUGAAAAAGUUAAUAGAUGCCUGUAAUGAAUCCUCCUCGCCCAAGAGGGUGGGGGCAUCACAGAAAAAUAAUCGAGAUAAUGUGUGGACGGUGUUAACGGGUCAUGCUAGUGAGGCGACCUCUUCUAUAGUGCUACAUGAUGUUAAAGAAAUUGAAACCUGGAUAUUGAGAUUGUUAUCGACACCGGUACCAGUGCCGGGUUCAACCAGAGUUGAGGUGGAGGUACUUUCUCCUACAGUCCAUGAACCUUUACUGUUCGCUUUGCCCGAUCAUACUAGAUUUUCUUUAGUCGAUUUUCCUUUACAUUUGCCUUUGGAGUUGUUGGGCGUAGAGACCUGUUUAAAGGUUUGGACUUUAAUUAUGUUGGAGAACAAGGUGUUGUUUCAAUCUCGUGACUAUAAUGCACUCUCCAUGUCGGUAAUGGCGUUUGUCACAAUGUUAUAUCCUUUGGAAUAUAUGUUUCCGGUGAUACCGCUACUGCCCACAUGUUUGAGUUGUGCUGAGCAAUUGCUAUUGGCUCCCACACCGUUUGUUAUUGGUGUACCGGCCACAUUUUUAAUGUAUAAAAAGAAUUUCCGCUUGCCCGAUGAUAUUUGGGUGGUGGAUUUGGAUUCUACAAAGUUAACUCCUCCUACUGGCGGCUAUGAUGAAAUACCUCCGCUACCCGAACCAGAAGGCACAGUUUUGAAAAAUCAUUUGAAACAGGCUAUGCAACUUAUGGAUGAAGCUGGACUUGGUGCUUUAAGUUCUAUGACUGCUUCAAAUCAAGCAAUAUCUACACAACAACUAAUGCCCUCGGUAAGGGAUAGUUUAACAGAGCCCACUCUAUUGGGGGUUUCACAGGCCAGAUUACCUUUACAAUCACCCUCUCAAUCGGCUUACACUAGUCAAAGAAAUUCAGUGUCUACUCAAGGAGCCAUGUCACGCCAACCAAGUCCCAUGAAUUCACCGGCUUUAAAUCCUUUUAUAUAUGGCACCGAUGUCGAUUCGGUAGAUGUGGCCACCAGAGUAGCCAUGGUACGUUUCUUUAACUCCCAAAAUACUUUGGCCAACUUUGCUGAACACACUCGUACGUUACGCUUAUAUCCUCGUCCUGUGGUGGCCUUUCAAAUUAAUAGCUUUUUACGCUCACGACCUCGCGCCUCAUCGUUCCUUAAUCAGUUUGCUAAAACUCAGGCUGUAGAAUUUUUAGCUGAAUGGUCUCUGACACCGACAAAUGUAGCCUUCCUUAGGGUACAAACUGGUGUUAUGGAUCCAUUACAAGUUGGCGAUAAACCCAAAUGGUUUGCUCAUGGUUUAACACCCAUACGGUUUUCCGUUUGGGAUGAUGGCAGUUCCUUAAAUGGUGCUUUACGUUCACUCAAACAAUUGGAAUGUGCAGCCACCGAUGAAAGUGGUUCUGAUUCGGAGGGUGCCGAUAGUUCGAGUUCAUCUUAUUCCUCUCUAAGUGAUUUUGUUUCGGAAAUGGUUUCGUCUGAUCUUUCGCCUAGUUUACAUGAUGUUUUUGGCUCACACAAUCGUCCUCAUAAUGUUCCUCAGACAUUGUCGUCUAAUUUAGAUCCAGCAUUGGUGUAUCAUCCUCCUAGUAAGCUACAAUAUCCCGAGGGUAUGGUGGAACAAAUGUCUUCCAAAGAGGAUGAAGAUGAUCGUCCCGAGUCGCCCAUGUCAUCAGCCUCAUCUAGUCGUUCCGACUUAUCCUCGCCUAGUUUUAAUCGUGAUUCGGAAUUUGAUUUUCCCGCCAAACCAUUUGAGUUGGCUGCACCAGUGGCUCAAAGACUAGAUGCCACCAUUAAGGCAGCCAGUUUGGAACAAGAAUCGGAAAGUAAUUCCAAUAUAACCAUUACCGCACCUCAGGGUCAUCAGAGGACGCCGAGAGAUCAAGAAAAUCGGCAUGCAACAGAAAGGAAAAUUCCGCCUCCCAUAACUCCCGUUAAACAGCCCAGUGUCACUAAUAUUUUGGCUCGCACUGGUAGUUCUGGUUCUAGUUCCAGCAGUCCAGGACGUCAAUCCUCUCAAUCCUCAUUAUUUGAAAAUAUAGCCUCACAUGCCAAGGAUUUAGUAAGAGAAACUACCCGACAAAGUAGCCAAGAGGGCAUAUUGGCUCACAUGGACAAGCAAUCUUUGGAUGAAGAUAUUGAUGACAAAAUGCGUCAUACAUUCGAAAAGCUUACAUUGCAUGCCAAGAAAGCAGCCGGGGAAGCAUCCAAACAAGCUUUAGAAGUCUCUAAACAGGCGGCUGGUGUUAGUAAGAAUACCUUUGAGGAUUUAAGUUAUGUGGGCAAAUCUACGUUGGGAGAUAUAACGAAAAAAGCCAAAGAAGAAGCCACUAAAAAGGGUCUUAUUAAAGUGGAUGAAAAAGCAGAACCACCAAGUCCAGGAGCAGGCAAUCAAUUGGCUACACAAAAACAGGUACAAAACAGUGGCGCAGGCUCGGGAAAUUUCUUUUCCAAUAUAGGUAGUGAUUUUAAUGGUUUAGCUUCGUCAACAUCCACCAUGUUUUCGGGAAUGUUUGGAAAGAAAAAUCAACAAAAACAACCCCAAGUCUCAGCACAACAAACUAUGGGUCCUAAAUCAAAGUCUGGUUUGGGUUUUGAUCCCUUUCCGGGACGUAAGGGUUUGGUAGAAAGAACACCUUUGAUAAAACAUGCCGGACCACAUAAAACCCAAGAAGAAAUAACGAGACAACAAAAUCAGGAAAGAUCACAUAGUAAUGCUGAAAAUCAAGCCUUUCUAAAAGACAUGACAAAUCAGGUAUUGGCCGGUGAAGGAAUAGGCUGGUUGAAAAUGAAUCGCUUUAAGAAACUAAUGGAAGAUGAAUCCUAUCGCACUUUGGUUUUGAGUAAACUAAAUAAAACUUUGGAUAAGAAAAUAGCUCCCGAUGAUCAUAUAGAUGAUAUGUGUGUCACAAAACCGGUAUGGAAGGGCAUGCUGAAAUGUCUGCAGGCCAUUACAUCCGGCCUAGAGGUCACUUUCUCUAAUUUUGGUUUGGGAGGCACUGCCUCCGUUUUUCAAAUGAUGGAAAUUGCUCAUACCCAUUACUGGAGUAAAGAACUCAAUGAUGCUAGUGAUAUGUCUUCUAGUUUACUCUCUAGCCAUGCUACCAGUCCCAUGGGUAGUAGAGAAAAUUUACGUUCUCCCUCUAGUCCUAAUGGCUCACACUCUGGUCUGGGUAGUGAAUGGGCUUCACCGCAAGAAUCGCGUAAAAGUUCUACACAUACCGAUAGAUCGGGACCAACACAAGUUGCUGGCAAUACUGGUCCCUCAAGACGUCUAUCUACAGCCGAUAGUCAAGAUGGCCAAUCUACCACAGAAAUGUUUAAGGAUAUGUUGGCUCAGAAGAGAUCGGCUUUAUUGAGUAAAUUAACAUCAUUUGAUUCAGAUGCUGCUGGUUCUACCGGUGCACUAUCGGUUGUUAGUGAUCUACUGCCCGUUGGUAGUUUGAAUGUACGUAUGCCAUCCAGUUGUCGUUCUACUGUUUCCGAUACUGAAUACGAAAAUACAACAACCUCUAAGGAUUCUAAACGCGGUUCAGCAAACAUGUGGUCUGGUAAAUCUACUCUUAGCGCUGGUUUUCGCUAUACGGGUGGUCAUUUAAUAAAUACCUCUUCAUCGCCGUCGCCCGAUAGUCCUCGUGUUUAUUUGUUCGAGGGUUUAUUGGGUAAGGAUCGCUCAAAUCUUUGGAAUCAAAUGCAAUUUUGGGAAGAUGCCUUUUUGGAUGCUGUGAGUCAGGAGCGUGAUAUGAUUGGUAUGGAUCAGGGUCCCAUUGAAAUGAUGGAACGUUACAAAUCUCUGAGUGACUCGGAGCGUAAACGUUUAGAACACGAUGAAGAUCGUUUACUUUCUACAAUGUUGUAUAAUUUAACCGCCAUUUUGGUAAUGUUAAAUGUGAAUAAAGAGGAAAUACGACGAAAAAUAAGAAGAUUACUGGGUAAAUCUCAUAUUGGUCUAGUAUAUGCUCAAGAAGUUCACAAUGUGGUGGAUCAAAUAAAUAAUUUGAAUGGUAAUGAUAUUGAUUUAAAACCACUCGGUUCGAGACUUUUGCAUCGUCAAAGUUUCACCGUUCACCAGGGUGUUGAUGCCUCGGGUCCAUUACGUUUUAUGGAAGUACGAGAUGAUGGUUUAGUUUUGCGUUCCGUAGAUGGCACCAUUGUAGAGCGAUGGUGGUAUGAACGUUUAGUUAAUAUGACCUAUUCUCCGAAAACAAAAUUACUUUGUCUAUGGCGGCGUAAUGGUGGUCAAACUCAAUUGCAUAAGUAUUAUACCAGAAAGUGCAAAGAACUUUACAAUUGUAUUAAAGAAGCCAUGGAACGUGGUGGCACUCCCACUAAUGUUCCCGAGCUUGGCGGUGAAUUCCCUGUGCAAGAUAUGAAUACCGGGGAAGGUGGUCUAUUGCAAGUGUGCCUUGAAGGUGUUGGUUUGUUAUUUGCCAACAGCAAGUUUUUUGUUCGUUUGGAUCAUAUACGAAAGUGUUUUACACAAAAGGGUGGCAUCUUCGUAUUAGAGGAAUAUAAUCCCAAAACUCGCCAACUCAUACAACGAAAAUAUAAAUCUACUAUGGCCGAUCAAAUAUGUUAUUCGGUAUUAUGUGUCUUCUCUUAUGUGGCGGCUGGUCAAGAUCAAAAUCAAAAGAAAAAUCCGGUGGUAAUAACACCACAAAUACAAGAUAUUCAUGCCCAACAAAAGCAACAACAUGCCCAACAACAUCAUCCGCAACAGCAGCAGCAACAUCAGUCACAACAACAUCAAUCUCAAUUUACUGCCUCAUCAACGGCUCAUAUGUCUAAAACCUCACAUUUACCCUCGCAACAACAAAAUAAUCAUAAACAUCAGACUAUAACUAUACGUCAUACCCAGCCCAUGCAAAAACCAACAAUAACUACAUCUACCGUACAGCCACAAUCGAAAUUAGUCCAUACAAAUGCUAAAACUCAUACUACAGCCACCAUGGCUACUUCGCAAUCGCAAAUGCAGCAUCAGUAUCAUCCUCAACAACAGCAACAACACCAACAACAACAGCAAGCAACUCAACAUCAUUCGCCAAAACCUAAAUCUCCCAUACAACAACCAACAUCACCACAUCCUCCCUUGGGUCCACGCUCUAGCUCAGGCAGCCAGUCGGGUCCCUUACCACAAUUGCCACCUCGCAUACCUUCGCAGACUUCUACAGAAAGUUUGGCCACUUCACCUACUCCUUCAACUGGUUCACAGGGUAGAAUUAGAGGUCCUCCACCCGGACCACCGCCCGCCAUACCUCCACGCACUGGUGCCAUAGCCCGAAGUGGGUCGGUACAACAGCCCACCAUUACACAACAAAGAACAUUUAAAAGACAAAUCUCCGCUAAUUCAACACCACCCCAAUACACACCACAACCGCCACCAGCAUUUGUUAUACCCAAACGUCAUACACCUAUUUCAAGGGCAUCGUCUGUGGCCACUUCAAGUCUCAGCGCUGCAAACACUGCCUAUGCUCAUCAGCAUCACUCUACCAGCACAACAGCAGCUGCAUCUGCUGUAGCUGCCUCCUCAUUGCCUUCACCCUACAAUAUCCAACAGAAACGUCCUUCAUAUGGCAGUGUUAGCCUAAGUUCAUCACAAUCCUCUUCCUCACCCAAUUCAAAUACCGGUAGCAGCUCUACCUCGCCUCAGGCCCACCGCAAACACUGACGAAGGAGUUCUUUUUUCAAGUUUAGCAGAGGCGAAAGUAAACACGAACAUACGGCUGCCAGUGCAGCUGGCGGUGGUGGCGGCGGUGGAGGCAAAUCCGGUGAUGAGCCCUAUUCUAGAGAAGUUUGUCGCACCAUGUGUAUUCCUUGGCUUUAGGGUUCGUGUUAUAAAUAAGAUUUAAGAUAAACUAAAUACAAAAUUAUGUCUAAAUAUAUGCUUAUAACAAUAGAGUUCAAAUGUGAAAAGAAAUACCAUUAAAAGAAAAUAAAACUAUUCCAUAUCUUUAAAACAAAUGGCUUAAAGUUCAAGAUAAAAAAAUUUUGUUAAAACAUACUAAACUUACUCUUGUAAUAAACAGCAGCUAAAUACCUAAAAAAAAGAUUAAACAAUUUAAAACUGUUAUUGAGAAUAAAAAGUAUUACUUUUUUCUUUGAUUUAACACUUUUCAAACAAUUUACAAUUAUUUAAAACACUUAAAAGCACAAAUUAUUAUUUAUUAACUUUUUUGCAGAAAAAAAAACACAUGUUCACUUGUCAACAACUAAAAACAAACUCAACUUAAUAAAACAAAACACUCUCACUAUCUAACUUGCCACUACUCUCUCUCUCUUCUUAAUUCACCUAUUUUGUUUGUUUACAUUUCUUCUAUUUAUCAACACAAGCAUGGUUGCAUUUUAUUUUCACUUCGUUUUAUUAAACAGUGUUGCCCAUUAACAAGAAAAACUAACAACUACAAAUUUGUCCUGAAAGCUUUAAUUAUAAAUAAAUAUAGUUUAAUUAAAAUUUAACUAAACUGAUCAACAGAUUAAUAAAGAAAAUAUUAAUAGAAAAUAUGUUAAAAAAUAAAAAUGAAAUGAUUAAAUAAAUAAA